Molecule: messenger RNA, 2706 nt
Organism: Oenanthe melanoleuca
Lineage: Eukaryota; Metazoa; Chordata; Aves; Passeriformes; Muscicapidae
Gene: SESN1
Product: sestrin 1
Exons: 11
Coding region: 267-1679 (470 amino acids)
Biological process (GO): regulation of response to reactive oxygen species; cellular response to L-leucine; positive regulation of macroautophagy
Cellular component (GO): nucleus
Molecular function (GO): oxidoreductase activity, acting on peroxide as acceptor; L-leucine binding
Source: RefSeq, a predicted model, not a curated record
CGGCCGCCGCUCCGCCCCUGCCGUGCGCCGGGCGGGCGGGACGGGGCUGGGACCGCCCCGGCGGCGCUGGGGUAGAUCCCGGCGGGGCUGCGAGAGCGGCGAGCCCGGCCCCAGCUCCAGCCGCAGCCCCGCAGCGCCGGCCGGACGGUGGCGAGGCCGGGCCGGCAGCACCAGAUGCACGGGGUGUUGUGUGCUGGCGAGCUGCGGAUGUACACACACACAGCAGCCUCGUUUUGUAUCAGUGGCAUAACCACACAGCAGCCGGCAUGUUCGGAACUCCUUGUCCUGGACACCCUGCCAAAGAACUUGGAAUAAGAAUUCCUAGACCACUGGGACACGGACCAAGCAGAUUCAUCCCUGAGAAGGAGACAAUUCAGGUGGGAAAGGAGGACGCCACGAUGCACACGCUGUUUGCUGAGUCUUUUGCCACUCUGGGCCGACUGGACAACGUCACCUUGGUGAUGGUUUUCCACCCGCAGUAUCUGGAAAGCUUUCUGAAAACUCAGCACUAUCUGCUGCAGAUGGAUGGCCCGCUGCCGCUCCAUUACCGGCACUACAUCGGGAUAAUGGCUGCAGCACGACAUCAGUGCUCUUACCUUGUUAACCUCCAUGUGAAUGACUUCCUUCAUGUCGGUGGAGACCCUAAAUGGUUGAAUGGUCUGGAAAAUGCACCCCAAAAAUUGCAAAAUUUAGGAGAACUGAACAAAAUGUUGGCUCACCGACCCUGGCUUAUCACCAAGGAACAUAUCGAGCAACUUUUGAAGACUGAAGAGAACAGCUGGUCCCUGGCAGAGCUGAUCCAUGCAGUUGUUCUCCUUACACACUACCACUCCCUUGCUUCCUUCACGUUUGGCUGUGGGAUCAGCCCAGAGAUCGACUGUGAAGGGGGUCACACCUUCAGGCCCCCCUCUGUCAGUAACUAUUGCAUAUGUGAUAUAACAAAUGGUUACCACGGGGUGGAUGAAAUCCAUGCCAGCCAAGCUGGAAGUAUUCCAUCUACAGAGUCUGUCUGUGAAGUUGAAGCUCUUAUGGAGAAAAUGAAGCAGCUGCAGGAGUGCAGAGAUGAAGAGGAAGCCAGCCAAGAAGAGAUGGCCACGCGUUUUGAAAGAGAGAAGAGAGAAAGCAUGUUCGUGUGUUCUUCAGAAGAUGAAGAAUCUGCAGCAACAAGAGAUGUGUCUCGUCACUUUGAGGAUACCAGCUAUGGCUACAAAGACUUCUCCAGACAUGGAAUGCACGUGCCCACCUUUCGUGUUCAGGAUUAUUCCUGGGAAGACCAUGGCUAUUCCUUGGUUAAUCGUCUUUAUCCAGAUGUAGGACAACUACUUGAUGAGAAGUUCCAUAUUGCUUAUAAUCUGACUUACAACACAAUGGCCAUGCACAAAGAUGUGGAUACCUCAAUGCUAAGACGAGCUAUUUGGAACUAUAUUCACUGUAUGUUUGGAAUAAGAUACGAUGAUUAUGACUAUGGUGAAAUUAAUCAGUUGUUGGACCGCAGCUUUAAAGUUUAUAUCAAGACUGUGGUUUGCACUCCUGAAAAGACCACAAAAAGAAUGUAUGAUAGCUUCUGGAGACAGUUUGAACACUCUGAGAAGGUCCAUGUAAAUUUGCUUCUGGUAGAAGCUCGGAUGCAAGCCGAACUACUUUAUGCUCUGAGAGCUAUUACUCGCUAUAUGACCUGAUGUCUCUGGCUGCCUGUCGACGUUGGAAUGUUCUGCAGCUGCAGUAUGGCAGAGGAAGAUAUGAAGCCUCAGGACCAACAGUAGCUAUAAGAUGCCCAUUGUGCCAUAACUCCUUUAGUUUCAGCUAUUUCCAUGUUUGGAAUAUCAUUGCUGCCACUGGGCAGCGAACGCUUGGCAGUUGACAGACAGGGUUGUGCAGAAGUGCUGCCUGCUCAUGGUAUUUUGGCUUUAGACAGCCCGGGACAUUCUCUGAACUUGUGGCAAUAUAGCAAACCAUAGAUACAUAGAUCUUGUGUUAAGGCAAAUACUGUGGGAGUCGGAGCACGAAAAGAACUGGGACUUGAUGCCAUUUGCUUUCCCUAUGAGAAUAAUUUUAGAAAAUCUUGAUGCUGCUAUUUGUGCAGGUGGAGUGAACAGACCCAGGCUGUUCCAGUUGAGCUAGAAGUGAACGUGAGCACUGCUAUUGUCUGAGCCUUUACUGUGUGUGGUUUCAAAAAAGCCUUGUUAUUUAGAUUCCCUGUUUAAUCAGAACUAAACCUCCUCUGUCCACACUGAUAAUCUGAAAGAUAGCAGUCAAUUUUCUCAACUAGUUUAGCCUUAAAAAACAGGAUGUUUGUUCAGCAUUAUUUCGUAAGCUCCAAAGUGCAAUGGUCUUCCUAUGGAAAGAAGGGGACUGGAGUCCUCAGAGCUUCUUAGAGAUCUACCUACACAAAGUGUCAAGUAGCUUCUUGUCCUCCUUUUCACGGAUGAACCAAGAAGGAGCUAGGACAAGGUGUGGGAAUGUUGUUCUAGACUGCCAAACAGUCCUACUGUAUUACAUGCCCAACGCUGGUCUUAAUGAUUUUUGCAGUUGCUUAAAUAACUAGGCUAAAAAACAUCUAUUUUUAGUAAAUCAAAACAUGAUUUAAAUGCUGACAUUUAAUAUACAGUGGUUUUGGAGAACACAUGAAUACUUUUGUAUGAGUGUGAAUUGCUUUUUAAAUUUGUCAGUAUUACUGGUAUUUUUGAAAUAAAGGUAACAACUUUU